Messenger RNA from Xyrauchen texanus (razorback sucker), 8938 nucleotides. RefSeq lists its product as uncharacterized. The transcript is spliced from 10 exons. The coding region runs from base 205 to 8157 and encodes 2650 amino acids. Lineage: Eukaryota; Metazoa; Chordata; Actinopteri; Cypriniformes; Catostomidae. Gene Ontology annotation, molecular function: GTP binding; GTPase activity. Gene Ontology annotation, cellular component: dendritic spine; plasma membrane; synaptic vesicle. The record is from RefSeq and is a predicted model, not a curated record. Gene Ontology annotation, biological process: regulation of exocytosis; cellular response to insulin stimulus; Golgi vesicle fusion to target membrane.
AGCAGCUCUCUUCAUGAAAGAUACACUAAUAGUUCACACUUACACAGUACAGGAAGUUGAGGGUAGCAGUGAAAAGGAAGCUACUUGAGCUCAGCACCAAAUAAAAAAAACACGGACUCCCAAAGCAAUUUUGCUGUCUUAACCCCCUAAACUGCAAAGUGGAUGGAUUUUUCAAGGGUCAACAGAAGCCACAUAUGAACAGCCAUGUCAGGCAGAAAACCUAAGAGGCUCGGUUCAUCUCGACGAGGCCCUAGAGGUCUUACCAGAAAUAAUGAAGAGAAAGACAAUGACGAUGGAAUUCCACAGAUUGCAGAAUGUGAAGUUAGACAGUCUGAAUCUCACACCACUACCGGUAACCAAUCAGGUGAUACUGUUACAAAUGUCCAAUUUGAUCAUUUGUCAAGCUCGAGCAUUGUUCAGCAAAUAUCCUCAUUUGAAUGUUCUCCACAUGCAAGCUACAAAGAUGCAGUCAUGGAGACCGAACUGCCUGAAAGGAAAAGAAAAAUGGGAUCAACUCGCAAGAGUUCUGGUGGGUUUAAAGGGGAGAGAAAACUUGAAUGUGAAGCUGUUGAUGAGAUGAGGACCACUGAAGAGUUAAGUGAAGAGCAACUAGCUGAACCAAUCACAUCAGCCAUAGAAGAUCAUAGUAAUCUUCAUGAGCAAUCAAGGUCAUGGAAUUUGCCUUCUAAUCUAUCCCAACAGACUGAGAGUUCCGGAUUGGGAGGGGAGCUCAAAACAGCUCACAUUGAGGUUAUGGCUUCAAAAAAUAAUGAAAAUGAUGCAAUCCAACAUCUAGAAAUAACCUCUCAAAGUCAUACUAAGGAUCUUUCCUCAUAUGAUGUAGAAAGGAAGAUGGGGCUUUCCAGUGUAGUCACAUUAACUGAAAGUGAUCUGUUGCUCCAGGAGCAAACCCCAUUAGCCAGCACCACUGGGCAAAAAAGAAAAAUGGGCUCAACUCGCAGGCCUCUUAUGGGAAACAGAGGAGAAGAAAAAAUAAAAAAUUUAGAGGUACUAGAACAUUCAAGAAGUACAGAGAGGGUUGAGAAAGCAGAAGUCCAAGCAGAGUUCAACUUGUCAGGAGAGAUGAUGCAAACGUGGGAUGUCGUAAGAGCGGACAGUACUACAGAUACAUCUUCCCACACAGAAUUAGCUUUUAUUUCAAAUCAGUCUUUCUUGUUUGGGAGCACUAAAGAAUCUGAUGUUUCAGCUGGAACUGAAACCAAAAAACAGUCAGUUGCUUUUCCUGUUGUUGAUCCAGCAAAGCCCCUACCUGAAACCUCUAGCCACGAUGGACCCCCAUUACUCACUGAAAAUGUUAAAUCUAAGAAUGGUUCAGAUGCAAGCAACCUCUCUAAGGAUUUUGAUGCUUGUCAGAAUGUGACUAUCACAACAUCAUCCCUUUCCAGGUCAGAAGACCAUGAGCUAAACACAGAUUUAAAAGAAGUAGGAUGUAAUUUUACUGACUGGAAUCAUAAUGAACCUGAUCCAAGAAGUGACAAAAACACAUCUGAAGAGUUUAAAACGGUUAACACAGGAAAGACCGAGGAGGUUCUAAAGCAGAAAGAGGAACCAUCUAGAAAUGAUUCAAUAAAUACUUUAUCAUCAAAACAGGAGACAGUAUCUGAGGAACUUGUGUUUAAUGAUGAGGAAUGUUCUUCAGCGCCCAGACAACAUCAUAGUGCUACUACAGAUAAUAACUGUGAUCUUUCUACUGAUGUACUUACGACAGGAGGAAGUAGAAGUUCUGAUAAGCUUGAGUUAGAUAUAAUCCAUGCUGAACCCACUGCAACAGAUUCACCACUUGAGAUGAGUGAUACAGACCCUUACAUCCACACUUCAGAGUUUGUGAAGAAAGAGACGUUUAUAGGAUCAAGCACUUCAAAACAAAGGAGGAAUAUAGGGUCAUCUCAGUUUUCAGAGGGCAGUCAACUCUCAUGUGACGCCAAGCCAGAAACGAAUGUUUGUUCUCAAUUACCUGUUUGUUCUCAAUCUCCUGAGUCUACAAUAAACAAUGCAGCAUCACCAGCACAUAUUGGUAGCCCUAUUGAAGAAGGUCAAGAGAUUUAUGUUGAUAAGAAACAAGAAGGGAACAUCUGUGAUGAUAGUGUUUCAUUCCGAGAAGUUAAGCUUAUUGGAGCUACAGUUUCAGUAAACAGUGAUGUGACGAUGGAGUUAGCCGAUGCCAAUGUUAAUAACUUGGAAGGGGAUUAUAUGGGCGAUAGAGAGAGUCACACUUUAAUAGUGGAGAUGUUGCAUGAUAACAAGAAAAAAUGUGUAGGUCCCCAAACUUCGGCAACAGGAGAAAAUGAGAGUAUGGUUACUGAAACAGAAUCUAAAACAGAUGAUACAUUUGAGAUGAUAGACUGGGAUGAUGUGAUAGAUCACAAUAUGAUGGAAAAAACUGUGAAAGAAAGAGAUAAUGAAGAUGAGGGGGGGACGACCACAGAAAGAGUUACAAUUUCAAAUCAGGAAUCAUGUGAAAAUUCAGCUAAAAAGGAGAUAGAGAUUACCCUAAAACAAGAGCAAAGGCCUUCCUCAAAUAUAUCUCAAAAUAAAAGUGGUGUACUACAGGAUAAUGUUGGCCAACACUUGUCAGAGGACCAACAAAGAACAACACAUUUUGAAAUAGACAAUCCUGCCUUUGUAAGUCAUACUGAUUUUGUCAUGUCUGAAGCACUGCUAAUGUUGGAACCCUCAUUAAAUGUAUACCAAACACAAAGUGGUUCACCAGAGAAUGAUGCUGAGAAGAAAUUGGGAAUUGAGAUUAAUUUUGGAGAAGAGAAAGAGGGAGAAACUGAGAAUACUGCAGUUGAAGAUGUGUCAGAGGAAAUAUUUACUCUUGAAGAAGUUACAGGAUCUCACGUACACCAAGAACUCUACAGUUUAUCUCCUGGUAAAGAAGGCAAUGACGUUAUCCAAAGAGAUGAAAGUGUGUAUGAGGAAAGUGAAGAAAAGGAGAUACUUCUCAGGGCAAAAUCAGAGUGUGCAGCAUUUGAUCGAGAGGAUGAGAGAAGUGACAAAGACCUAGAGAGCCUAGACUCCAAGGAAACAGAAAAAUAUGAGGAGAUGGAUGCAGCACCCGCCCCAAUAUUAGAUGUAGCAAAACAUCUAACCAAUGUAAACACUGAGGGAAAUGAUAGCACACCAGAUUUAAAAACAGAAAAUCCAGAGAAAAACAAAGAAUCAAUAGAAGAGCAAAAUUAUACAAACAUGGGAAAACAGACACUUAACAGUGAAGGUAUGAUGAAUGUAGAGGAAGAAAUCCUCAGUUUGGAGAAAGAACCUAGUCCAGUUCAAUCUAAACUAAGAACAUCCAAGACAGAAUAUGGAGCUACAGAACCGACGGAUAUAGGUGUGGAGAAUAAUGCUGGUCCUUCUGAAGGAUUUGACUCUACUUUUACGCAGCCAUUAAGAAGUUCAGAUUUAGUGUCAGAGGAAUCUACGGCAGCGAGUAUCAGUGACAAUAUAGAAGCAAAAUCCAAAACAGAAUUUCAUGCAAAGACUCUUGACAAUGCUGGAGAUGUAGGAGUGCCAGUAGGGGGAGACACAGAACCACACUUGGAAAAUCAAAUACAGAACAUUACUGUUGACUCAACAAUGGUGACUGAUUCUGGUCUUCUCUUCAGAGAAGUUGCCACUGUAGGUUCAGAAGAAGAAGUCACAGUUCCUGAAAUCAGCCUCAUCCCUGAAGAUUCACACAGACAGGAGGUACACUCAAAAUUGAAUCCGAUUGCUCACAAGCGAAAAAUGGGCUCAACUCGUAGACCUCUCAGUGGGAACAAAGGCCAAAGAAAGGGAAAAGAACAUCAUGAUGAAGAUGAGAGACUUAACAGUGAAGGUAUGAUCAAUGUAGAGGAAGAAAUCUUCAGUUUGGAGGCUCAGAACAGUGCAGAUGAAUCUACAUUAAGAACAUCCGAGACAAAAGAUGGAACUACAGAAAUUAAGAGGGAAAUUGGAGUUGAGAAUAAUACUGGCCCUGUUGUACGGUUUGAGUCUGCUCUCAUGCCAUCAUUAGGUAGUUCAGAUUUAGAGGAAUCCACUGCAGUGAGUAUCAGUGACAUAAUAGAAACACAAAGCCUCACAGAAUUUCACUCAGCUUCCCUGGAAAAUACUGGAGAUGUUGAAGGAUUGCCAGUAGAGGGAGACACAAAACCACACUUAGAAAUUCAAACUCAGACCAUAAGUGUUGACUCAACAACCAAUGAAGGAGAAAGAACAGAAGAGAACUCCCAUGAUAAUAGUGUUCUUGUCAAAGACGAUGAAGUUAUUGGAGAUAUAAUUACAGUAAAGAGCAAUAUGACUAUUGAUUCAGAUUUUCUUCAAAAUUAUACUUCUCAUGAUGCAAACCUGGAAGCAUUUAAAGUCACAUCUGAAAAUGUUGAGAAUGUUUCACCUGUGACUGAUUCUGGUCUUCUCUUGAGAGAAGUUGCCACUGUAGGUUCAGAAGAAGAAGACACAGUUCCUGAAAUCAGGCUCAUUCCUGAAGAUUCACACAGACAGGAGGUGCACUCAAAAUUUGAUCCGAUUCCUCACAAGCGAAAAAUGGGCUCAACUCGUAGACCUCUCGGAAAAAACAAAGAGAAAAGAAAGGGUGGAGAAGAAUCCAAGGAAAGGGAUGGAGAUAAGGAAGGAAUUGCAAAUGAGGAAAAUGGACAUUCAAAAAUUCUAGAUCAGGAUAAAAAGAUAGAAAACAAUAUGAUGGAUGUAACAGAUAAUAAAAGAGAAAAUGGAAAAACCACAAAGACAGAACCAUGUAAUGAUUCAACUGGAAAUGAAGAGUGGUUUAGAGAGAUUAUUUUAGUACAAGAACAAAGGUCUUCAUCAAACAUAUCUGAAACACAAAUUGAUGCACCACAGGAUGAUGCUUGCCCACAAUUACCAGAAGACCAAGAAGGAAUUGUGGAUUUUUUCAGAGACAAUCCUGCUUGUGUAAGUCGUUUUGAUCCUGUCUUGGCUGAUGCCCUAAUGGAGGAAGCUAAAAUUCAUGCAUCAUCUGAGCAUGUUGUUAUGCUUGACAGUUGUGCACCUCAAACAGAGGAUAGCAAAAUGCAUGGAGCAUCCAACAGAUCCUUGCAGAAGAGAAAAAUAGGAUCAUCUCGGAAAACUCAGAGAGGGAAGAGAAUGGAAAAUGAGAUCGAUGUUAAAGAAGAAAAAGAGAAUGACAAUGCCACAAAGACAGAGGAAACAUUUACUCUCCAAGAAUCUAAUUUACAUCAGCAACCAUUUAGUUUAUGUUUUGACAAAGAAUCCCAUGACAUUCAGCAUGAUGAUAGCAAACCAUAUAGACAGACUGAAAAUCCUGAUCAAAAUGAAGUAUCAGUAGAGGAGCAAAACGAUCCAAAUUCUAAUAAAAACCUCAAAAUAUUUGAGUGUGCUUCUUAUGUUACUGCUGAGAAUGUUUCCGAUCUCCCUUUGGAAGAUGUUGUAACAGUAGAUUCGAGAGAGACAGACACAAUACCUAAACAAAUUGAAAUCACAAGCAUCAUGCCUGAAGAGUCUUACAGAGGGGAUGUGCAAUCAAAUUUAUAUCCAGUUGUUCAAAAGCAGAAAUUUGGGUUAACAUGUAAGAUACUCAAAGGACAGAGAAAAGAAGAAUAUGAAUCCAAAGAAAAGGAUGGAGAUGGGGCAGCAAAGGAGUGGAACACAGAACCAAACUUAGUAACCUGUGAAGGAGAAAGUGAAAUGAAAUUUAAUGGAGAUACACAGAGAAGAGGAGAGUCUGGAGAGGUUAAUAGAUACAUUGAUUGGGCCAUUCAACCAGCAGCUACUUCAAAAAUAUUUUUCAAACCAGAGGAUGAAGUGAAUAAAGUUUCAGUAGUAAGUCAAGAGAAGGGACCUGAUAAUACUGAAAAUGAGAUAAUCAAUCUCUAUGAGGGGACAGAACACAAAUGUGUCUUGACGCUUAGUCCUGAAGAUACUCAUCAGACCAUUUCUGAAGAUUACUUUGACCCGCAUGCUUAUAAAGAAUCAGAACCUGAAGAAACUGAAAGCACCUUCCAUCUUGUUCCAUCAAAGGAAUUAAAAAGCACUCAGGAUGAUGAAAAUAGAAUAUCUGCUACCAAAGGAAAGAAGAGAAAGAUGGGCUCAACUCGGAAAAAUCCUCGAGUACAAGAAGGGAAAAUGUUAAAAGACCAAGAUGAUUUCCAAGAACUGGAAAAAGAGCAUCUUGAAUGUACUGAAGAGGCUGGUACAGCAGAAGAUAGACAAAGUGAGAAGAAACCAGAGGAAAAUAGAGUGUAUUUGGAUGAUUUUUCUUUUGUAUCUUCUGAAAAACAAUAUAAAUUCAUAAAUACUCAGUCCAAGGAUGUGUCAUCAGAGGCAUUCAAUAUUAUAGAUCCUGAAUCUGAAAUAUUAGUAAGUACAACUGAUUUGAAAGAAGAUGAAAAGGAUUAUCAGAUCCAUUCUGACCUAAGUGAAUCAAUGGGACCUGAAAAACUGGAUAAAUCAGAGAACUGUCAAACAGGUGCAGUUGAAAGAAAUACCUUACAAAUUUGUGAUAAUCCAUUGACAAUGUCAAAACAUCCCCAAUCUGAAGCCAUUAACAGUGAGAAAAAAAGGAAGAUGGGCUCGACUCGCAAAAAUCUCAGAGGAGACAAAAGAGAGGACAUAGCAUGUGGAAUGAACAUAGUAGGAAAAGCAGUAGGAGAACAAACUGAUAGCCUUGAUAAGUCAGAGGGUUCACUUCUCAGCGAGAUAGAGAGCAUGUUGAAUAAAACGUCUCAAAUUCCACAAAAUCUUGACUAUGAACUGAUCAUUAAUGAUCCAAACUCAAGUGACUUGAUAAACACUCUAGAUGAAACAUAUUAUCCAAUAAGCAUGACAGAAAACUCACAACCACAAGAUGGCAAAGUCCAAGGCUCAUCUCUCCAAAGCUCUAAAACUAACACUGAACCCAGCUCACCGGGAACACGAAGAAAAAUGGGUUCAACUCGCAAGAAUCCCAGACAACAGCUCAAACUAGAGAAGAGGGAUGACGAAGAAGAGGCUAAGAAGAUUGCAGAGAACUUAGAGACAAGUAAACAAGAAAGAAUUGCUCCUAGGGAGGACCUUGAAGCAGCUGAGGAACCUAAUAUCACAGAAAACAAGGGGAGUAAAGAAUAUCUUGAUGUACCCAGUGCACUCACAAGUAGCUAUCAGCUAGAAGAGAGUGGUAACCCUAUUGUACAAGAAAGGACUUCACCAUCAGCCAAAAGGAAAUUUGGGUCCAGGCGUGCUAAUAAGGGCAACAGAGGCCUUGGUGUGCUGGCCACUUCUGAAAGCGGGAAUGAAUUUGAAGAGGGAGAAGAUAAACCACACAGCUCUGGGGUCCAGGACAAUCUGCCCAGAGAUGACUUGACGGUUUCUGAUCCCUGUCACAGCUUACGACCAGAUCAACCAAUUUUCCAAUCUGACUAUGAGAAUAGCAACAUGGAAGCCAGAAAUGAAGAAGCUGCAAAAUCUCUUCCACAAGGCAAGGCUGUAUCUAUACAGGAAGGAACUGGUGCUUGUCUAGUUUCUUUGGACCAAAUCAUAAAAGCAGCACAGCAUGAUAGAAGCCCUGAAAGUAGACAGACAACACUUUUAAAGAAGAGCACUGAGCAAGGUACUGAAGUAGCUCAGUUUAAUGUGGUCAUUGUGGGAAACAGCUGUGUGGGGAAAACUUCCUUUAUAAGACGCUUCAAUGAAGGACAGUUCAGUCCAGAUUACCGCUCUACAAUUGGUGUUGACACGUGUGUACAGACUGUUGAGCUGCAUGACAGAUUUGUUAAACUGUACAUAUGGGACACAGCAGGUCAAGAGAGGUUUCACAGCAUCACCACACAAGUGUUCCACAAGGCUGACGGGCUUCUGCUCAUGUAUGAAAUCACAUCUCCUAAUAGCUUUAUUUCUGUAAGAGACUGGAUCUCCAAAGUUCAGGAAAGAGCUCCUGAUGAUGUCAUCAUGAUGUUGCUUGGGAACAAGAAUGACUGUGUUGAGCGUAAAGUCCAGAUUCAAGAAGGGGAGGAUCUGGCCAGAGAGUAUAACAUUAAUUUCAUGGAAUGCAGUGCUUCUACUGGGGAUAAUGUGUCAGAAUCCAUGAGGACUCUUGCUCAGUUGUUAGUGCAGCAGAAUAGACAGAAGAAGCAGCAACACACAACAUUGAAAAGAGAGCAACCACAGAAGUCUGGUUGCUGUUGAAUACACACACACACACACACACACACACACACACGUGAGCGCACACGCUUAUCUAAAUGAGGACAUACCAUAGACCUCUAUUGUUUUUAUAUACAUUUAAUUAUAAUUACUAGACAAACCCCAACCCUUGAGUAUAGCUAAUUUAUAAAUGUAUUUAAAUGUUUUUUCCAAAUGAGGAUGCCCCUUAUUUUACCCAAAGGGGGGGGGUUUGUCAGAAUUUGCUUGCUUUUGGGACAAAAUGUAUUUUCAAACUAUAUCUAAUGAUGUACACACACAUACAUACAGUACAAUCAAACAAAAACAUAGGAACAAAUAUAAGCUGUUUAUAGGCCUAUAUCAUUGCUUAAGGUGGAUGCAGUCUCUAUAUUUUAUAAAUAUGUGCAAAGCACAAUAUUGUUUUAAUUCUUUAAAAUAUCACACAUAAUCUUGUAACUGUAUUUUUAGUACAUGUCUAUAAAUGCUUUAAGCCCAUCUGUAAGUGCUGAGUGGAAGUGAAAUUUGAAAACGAAUCCAUACAAAUAAAAGCAGAUAAAAGUGAACAAUAUUGUGAACAAAUGAAUGGCAAAAACCUAAGUAACAUAACUGCAUAGAUUAUUAGUUAAUACAGACUUAAUCAGUGAGGUAUGUCUAGUCAAUGUUAAAAAAAACACAAUAAAUAACUUACUACUUAACCCACGUUUAAAUGUAAUUCUACCAUAGAAGUCUAUAUUGUGCAAUAAAUGCUACAGAAUGGAAGAAAAACAAGUAAAAAAUAAAUCUCAUUAUGCUUUCUUCAGAACUA